Messenger RNA from Balearica regulorum gibbericeps (East African grey crowned-crane), 1828 nucleotides. The record is from RefSeq and is a predicted model, not a curated record. NCBI's taxonomy places the organism in Eukaryota, Metazoa, Chordata, Aves, Gruiformes, Gruidae.
AUGGCACUGAAACUCUUUUUAGAAAGAGGAGGAGGAGAACCUCACUGUUGCAUUCCAUCAGCCUGCUACACAGCAGGAGAUGGUUCUCAGCUUAACAGAACAGAGGUAAGCAAUCAUUCUGGAGCUAAUAACCGUGACUCGGAAGAGUCCGCAGUAGUUCACACAAAAAGUGAACACAAAAGUUGGUAUCAGAUAGACCAGCCUAUAGAAAGGGUCAUCCGGCUUCUGAAGAUCAAGGGUAGAAUGGGAGAUGAGCGGAAGGAGGUAGAAAUUACACAAACACCAAGAGAAGACUAUAUUGAUGAAUGUGCUGAAAAUGUUUGUGCUCAGCUCUGUGUAAACUCUCCAGGAAGUUACAGCUGCUAUUGUGAUGGCAAGAAAGGGUUCAAGCUCUCUAAGGACAUGAAGAAUUGUGAGUCUGUUACUGCGUGUAUCCCACUGAACCUUGAAAAGAAUUAUGAACUGCUUUACCUGGCAGAGCAAUUUAUAGGAAUUCCUGUUCUGUACUUAAAGUUUAAAUUACCGAAUGUGACAAGAUUUACAGCAGAAUUUGAUUUCCGGACAUAUGAUGCAGAGGGAGUUAUACUAUAUGCAGAGUCCCUUGACAAUACAGCAUGGAUCUUGCUUGCUCUUCGUGAUGGGAAGAUUGAAAUUCAAUUCAAGAAUGAAUUUGGAACAAAAGUCACCAGUGGAGGCAAAGCCAUUAAUGAUGGACUGUGGCAUAUAAUAUCAGUUGAAGAACUAGAACACAGCAUCAGUGUAAAAAUAGCUAAAGAAGCCGUGAUGAGUAUUAACAGCCCAGGAACUCUUUUUAAACAAUCACAGGGUUUCUUGGAAACUAAAGUGUACAUUGCAGGAUUACCUCGCAAAGUGGGCAAUACUCUUGUUAAACAGAUUAACCCUCGGCUGGAUGGGUGCAUUCGUGCCUGGAACCUGAUGAAUCAGGGACAUUCAGGUGUAAAAGAAGUUAUUCAAGAAAAACAAAGCAAACACUGUUUAGUAGCAGUGGGGAGAGGAUCCUUCUACCCUGGCACUGGAAUGGCAGAGUUUCAGAUAAACUAUAAUAAUCUUGACAGUGCUGAAGAUUGGCUAAUAAACGUGACUAUGACUAUUCGCCCAUCCACAGACACUGGUGUUAUGUUUGCCUUGGUUUCUAAUGAAACAGUGCCUCUUGCUUUGUCCAUAGUGGACUCUAACUCCUCUGACUCACAGAAAAUCAUUGCGACCAUUGGAAACAUCACUGUUGCACAUCUGGAAUCAAAAAAGUUAUGUACACCCAGAAAAGUGCUGGUUGGACUUCUGGUAACCAAACAGCAGCUUGAGCUGUCUGUCGAUUCACACACAGACAGAAGCGAUUCAGAGCAACUGUCUAUCCUGCAUCAAGCAAUGAUGGCAAAUGUUGUUACCUACUUGGGCGGCCUGCCAGAUGUUCCUCUGGGUGCUACGUUAGUAACUGCUUUUUAUAACGGCUGCAUGGAGGUGAAGGUCAACAACAGACAGCUGGAUCUGGAUGAAGCCAUUUCUAAACACAAUGACAUUAGAUCUCACUCGUGCCCACUGAUUAUGCAGUAACCAUUCAAUUCUUAAUUUAACGUUUUUCUUUCAGAUAUAAUUUGUGUAAUUAGUCUCAUACCAUAAUGAAGCCUGUAUUACUUUAUUCAAAGUGUGCCAGGAAAAUAAUCAAUGGCGUGUUUUCCCCCAUUCUAUAUAAAAUGGGGGGAAAAAACUCCCCUCUCUUUUCAGCUGUAAAGAGACAAUCAAGAUCAAAAUUCUUACAAUGUCCUCUUAUUCAUAUCAGUGAUAAAUCUUAAAGCUAGAUUUAUCUUCC